Messenger RNA from Insectozyma verbasci, 507 nucleotides. Lineage: Eukaryota; Fungi; Ascomycota; Pichiomycetes; Serinales; Debaryomycetaceae. The record is from the annotation of a GenBank genome assembly.
AUGCCACCUUCAAGAUCAACUGCACAAAAGAGAUUGCUCAAAGAAUAUCAGCAAUUAAUUAAAGAUUCACCACCUGGUAUUUUAGCUGGUCCAAUUUCAGAAGAUAAUUUGUUUACUUGGGAAUGCUUAUUAGAAGGUCCAAUAGAUACGCCAUAUGAAAAUGGUAUAUUUCCUGCAAUUUUGACGUUUCCAAAAGAUUAUCCGUUAUCUCCACCAAGUUUAAAAUUUGAUCCUCCUUUAUUACAUCCUAAUAUUUAUUCUGAUGGAAAUGUAUGUAUACUGAUUUUACAUCCACCAGGUGAAGAUCCAAAUCAAUAUGAAAGACCAGAAGAAAGAUGGUCUCCAGUACAAAGUAUUGAAAAAAUAUUAUUAUCGAUUAUUUCAAUGCUUGCUGAACCUAAUCCUGAAAGUGGUGCGAAUAUAGAUGCAUGUAAAUUAUGGAGGGACAAUAGAGAGGAAUACGAUAAUAAAAUAAGACAACAUGUAAAAAAAUCAUUGGGAUUAUAG